Molecule: messenger RNA, 924 nt
Organism: Podarcis lilfordi (Lilford's wall lizard)
Lineage: Eukaryota; Metazoa; Chordata; Lepidosauria; Squamata; Lacertidae
Source: the annotation of a GenBank genome assembly
AUGGCGGCUUCGGAUUUGGAGGUCAAGACCGAAACAGAGGUAAUUAAGCCUAAAGCUUUUCAAAAAGAAAUUAAAAAAGCAGUAGAAGGUGUAAAGAACAGUAUUACAAAGGCUAUCACAAAAGUAGAAGAUAAACUCUCUAAAUUGGCAGAGACAGUAGAACUGAUAGCAGAAAAUGUUAAUGCUGCUUGGAAAUUGGCACAGGCCAACAAGGAAAAAAUUAAGGUAUUGCAAGAGCAGACCAGGAAACUGAAGACAAAUAAUGAGUAUGUUAAUGAUAAAUUAAUGGACUUAGAAAAUAGAGCCAGAAGGUCGAAUUCACGUCUAAAAAAUGUCCCGGAGACAGAAGAUAUGGAGAAAGUGGUUGAGUGGAUGGCCAAUUUGUUGCCGGAAUUGGGAAUUUCGAAAGACUCGCUCAACCGCAUACAUAGGGCCGGGAAGCUGAGAAAUGAGUCAAAUUGGCCGAGAGACGUGAUAAUGCGCUUUGGGAGAUACACACACAGAGAGCAGGUAUUCAAGGCGUUGAAAAACUUGGAUAGACUUGAUAAACUGUUGUAUAAUGGCAAGAAAGUGAUGGUCUUUGAGGACUUAUCUCUGGAAACAAUUAAAAGGAAAAUGAAUUUACGGGCAUUUACCAUGGUGCUGCAAGAAAAAGAUAUGAAAAACAAUUGGAGAAUGGCACCAUUUGCUUUAAGAAUGCAGUAUAAAGGAGAAACAUUGUAUGCAAAAGAUCAACAGCAGAUGGUGGCGUUAUUUAAACAUGUGGGAUUGCAGUUACCCAAGGACUUUAAAGGGACUCCAGACUUGGAAGAAAAUGACUUAAGAGAAGAAAGAGAACAAACUCAGGGGUGGCAGAAGAGGAAGGAAAAGAAGACUGAGAAAAAGUCAUGGGAUUUCAGAGACAGAGUGAAAUAUAAGAAGUGA